AUGGCUGGCCAGGAGCGGUUUCAAUCUGUGACACAGAGUUAUUACCGAGGGGCAGCUGGAGCCCUGCUGGUAUACGACAUCACCAGCCGGGAGACUUAUAACUCGCUGGCUGCUUGGCUGACAGACGCCCGCACACUGGCUAGCCCCAAUAUCGUGGUCAUCCUCUGGGGCAACAAGAAGGACCUGGACCUGGAGUGUGAGGUUACUUUCCUGGCGGCCUCCCACUUUGUCCAGGAGAACGAACUAAUGUUCUUGGAAACCAGUGCUCUCACAGGGGAGAACGUGGAGGAGGCUUUCCUGAAGUGUGCCCGCACCAUCCUGAACAAGAUCGACUCAGGUGAGCUGGACCCAGAGAGGAUGGGCUCAGGCAUUCAGUUCGGUGAUGCUUCCUUUCACCAGCUGCGGCAGCCUCGGAGUGCCCAGGCUAUGGCCCCGGCCCCACAGCCCUGUGGCUGCUGAGACUUGCGGAGCCAGCUCACCUGUUCUCUAGGACCAGCCCUGUCCUUCUGACUGAGGUCCAGACCUAGGCCCUGGGAGGCCAAGUCCCUCACCUGGCCCCAGAGAAGCUGUCCUGACACCUGUUCCCCUUCCCUGGCCUGGUUGGGCCUGGCUGAGGGGCAAGACUGAGCCACGGGGGAGGGGGGAAUCCAUACCUGCUGCUGCUUCCUUUGUCUUGGCUACCCCCUAUCCCCCUCAAACUCCUAACCAUUCUCAAAGAGUUCCCAAAGCCUGUGACCAGGGUCAUUGGCCCCAGCCCCCCCGGCCCUGCCAUUGCGAGUACGAGUUAUUUAUUACCUGAAGGUUUACUUCUCCACUCCCA
Myotis davidii is the source of this 820-nucleotide messenger RNA. RefSeq names its product ras-related protein Rab-4B. NCBI's taxonomy places the organism in Eukaryota, Metazoa, Chordata, Mammalia, Chiroptera, Vespertilionidae. Bases 1 to 459 code for a protein of 152 amino acids. The transcript has 2 exons. The record is from RefSeq and is a predicted model, not a curated record. Gene Ontology annotation, molecular function: GTP binding; GTPase activity. Gene Ontology annotation, cellular component: endosome. Gene Ontology annotation, biological process: regulation of endocytosis.